This is a messenger RNA of Corylus avellana, 1734 nucleotides long. RefSeq lists its product as uncharacterized. Lineage: Eukaryota; Viridiplantae; Streptophyta; Magnoliopsida; Fagales; Betulaceae. The record is from RefSeq and is a predicted model, not a curated record.
UCAGAAGAAGAAGCUCGACAUUUUCUGCUCCUGCCCACAACCGCGUAACCGAUUCUAAAAGCCGGAGAAAUCAUACGCGUCACCGUGAGUGCACAGUGGAGUGCAUACCCCCGGCACUCCAGAAAUCUGAUUAGCUACGAGCCUACGAUGCGGACGUACAAACACAAUAGCAGUUACUGUAAUUCACUCGUUUUUUUCUUCUUCCCAUAAAUCCCACCUCUGGCUCUUCAUAUCCUUCAAAUCUUCCAAAUUAGGGUUCCUUUUGGGUUCUCUCCAAUUUGUGAAUCCCCAAAACCUGGCUUCGAACUUGGUUGGCUUUGCUUAGAUCUGGCUCGUCUGUUCAAAUUGUAGAGAAAAUCGAAGGCUAUUUGAUUCUUGAGCUAUUACAACAAGAAGUAGGGUCUGAUGGAGGUGAUCGGGGACGCGCUUCGCCGGGCGUUCAUGCCGAAGCACGAGUACGAGACCCUGCGGGAAGAGGACAGGGCGUGGGGCAAGCUUCAGAGGCCGCUCGUAACGGCUUUCGUGGCCUUCAUUUUGCUCCUGGUGAUUAUAUGCACGACUAUCAGUUUGAACAUUGUUUACCCUGGCGACAAUGGGAAGAGGCCGUUUUGCAGCGACGAGAGGCUUCAGCCUCUGUCUUUGAACUCCAAAGGGGGUGGAGGAGGAGAUUUUGAUCUGUUUCCGGGCGCGUAUUAUCUGACCGACCAGGAGACUGUGGAUUACUACUUGAUGGUUGUGUUCUUUCCCUCCGUGCUCAUUUUCUUGCUCUCGGCUCUCUAUCUUGUUGCAGGAAUCAUUGUUGCUUAUGCUGCUCCAAAAAGACAUGAGUGCUUGAAGGUGGUCGAAAAUAAUUACUGUGCUUCAAAAAGAGGUGGGGUUCGUUGUCUGUCUGUGUUGAAUAUCAUCUUUGCCAUCAUCUUUGGCCUUCUCGCGUUAUUUCUUGGAUCAACCCUCCUCACAUUAGGGAACAGCUGCUCUGUACCCCUAUUUUGGUGCUAUGAGAUCUUGUCAUGGGGACUGGUUAUUCUAUAUGGGGGAACUGCAUUCUUCCUAAGAAGGAAAGCAGCUGUGAUUCUUGAUGAGGGAGACUUUAGCGGUCGAAACCUUGGGCUGGAAAUGUUGGAAGCGAAUCCCUUGGAAGUCACACCAGACGUGGAAAGGCGUGUUAAUGAAGGGUUUAAGGUAUGGAUGGGGUCAUCCCUCCUAUCCUCUGACGAAGAAGAUGAACCUAACAGUUACCAGGAAGCGCCUCAUGCUAAUCAUACCGGUGCUAACAGCCAAAGAGUGUGAUCUUCAAGUUAUGCGUUCAGAAAUCAGAAUAACACAUCUUCCUUGCAAUUUCUUAAUGACUUAAGCACUGGGAAUGGAUGGAGUUUUGGAUUAUUGAAUGCACAAACUUCUUGAUAGUUCAACUGAUGUCAUGCAACGAGUGGAUGGAGCUAUUUGGCUGGGGAUGAAGUCCACUGUAUAAGGUCUCAUUUCAUUUGUCGUCUUAGGUAAUGUAGCUUGUGAAUAACUAACGAAUUUUUCUCUUUUUUCUUCGCUUUUUGGGAGGAGGGCGAGAGAGGAAAAAGAAAAGCAAGAAUUAGUAGUUACUCUUGCUGAGUUUUGUAUCCAGUAUGGAAGUCCGCUGAUUACUGAUAAAUACUUGUGAACUUGAUAUACUUGUUUUUCUGUCUCAACAUUCUCAGAACAAAUAGUAUUGUCAUCUCAGAAAUGUGGCUUGGUUAUCAA